Messenger RNA from Anolis carolinensis (green anole), 4461 nucleotides. It is a transcript of the gene naga, whose product is annotated as alpha-N-acetylgalactosaminidase. Gene Ontology annotation, biological process: glycoside catabolic process; oligosaccharide metabolic process. Gene Ontology annotation, cellular component: cytoplasm. The transcript has 10 exons. The coding region runs from base 233 to 1522 and encodes 429 amino acids. The record is from RefSeq and is a predicted model, not a curated record. NCBI's taxonomy places the organism in Eukaryota, Metazoa, Chordata, Lepidosauria, Squamata, Anolidae. Gene Ontology annotation, molecular function: alpha-galactosidase activity.
CAAAAAGCCAGGCUGGUCACGUGAUCGGUGGAAGGCAAGGCAGUGCCUGGUUGUUUCAAAGAGGAAAAAGAGCUUGCGGAGUGAAGGCGGCCAGGCUGCAGGAUCUUCCACAAGUAUUGCAGACCAAGAAUAGGUCUCUUCAGCCACCUAAGAACCCACCCACAGGACCCCACGGCUGGAAGACCAUCAUCCUCGAACUACGAGGGAUCGCCUAAGUAACACAGCCCUAAUCAUGAAGCUCAUGGACUCUUUCUUCUUCCUGGCCCUUGUUCCUUUGGCUCUGGCCUUGGAAAAUGGGCUCAUGAGAACACCUCCAAUGGGAUGGCUUUCAUGGGAGCGGUUUCGUUGUAAUACGGAUUGCAAGUCAGAUCCCCACAGCUGUAUUAGUGAGAAACUCUUCAUGGACAUGGCAGAUCGUUUGGCGACGGAUGGCUGGAGGGAGCUGGGCUACGUUUAUGUGAAUAUAGAUGACUGCUGGAUGGCAAAGGAGCGGAGUGCUACAGGGCAGCUCAUUCCAGAUCCUGAAAGGUUCCCGAGUGGAAUCAAAGCCUUGGCAGAUUAUGUGCACGCUCGUGGGCUGAAGCUUGGCAUUUAUGGCGACAUUGGCACCUUCACUUGUGGAGGGUACCCUGGCACCACAUUGGAUCGAAUUGAACAAGAUGCUUUAACAUUUGCACAGUGGGGAGUGGACAUGCUGAAAUUUGAUGGCUGCUACUCAUCAUCAGAUGUGCAGGCCCAAGGUUAUCCUAAAAUGUCCAGGGCUCUGAAUGCAACCGGCCGUCCUAUUGCCUAUUCCUGUAGCUGGCCAGCCUAUCGAGGGGGACUUCCACCUCAGGUGAACUACACUCUCCUGGCAAACAUAUGUAAUCUCUGGCGAAACUAUGGUGACAUACAAGACUCUUGGGACAGUGUCCUCUCCAUUGUGGAUUGGUUCUCCGCCAACCAGGAUAUCCUUCAGCCAGUGGCUGGACCUGGUCACUGGAAUGAUCCAGACAUGCUCAUCAUUGGAAACUUUGGCCUGAGCUGUGAACAGGCUCGGUCCCAGAUGGCUUUAUGGACCAUAAUGGCAGCUCCUCUGUUCAUGUCCACUGACCUCCGUGCAAUCUCGGAGAGUGCCAAGGAGAUCCUAAAGAACAAACUGAUGAUCAAAAUCAACCAAGACCCCCUGGGAAUUCAAGGACGCAGAAUCCUUCAGGAGAAAUCUCACAUAGAGGUGUUCCUGCGGCCACUGUCACACUCAGCCAGUGCUCUGGUUUUCUUCAGCCGGAGGACAGACAUGCCUUAUCGCUAUACCACCUCCCUUGCUCAGCUCAAUUUUACACAGGAUGUUGUGUAUGAGGCACAGGACGUAUACACUGGUCAAAUCAUCAGUGGCCUGAAGGCUGCAGAUAACUUCACCAUUGUAGUUAAUCCCUCCGGAGUAGUCAUGUGGUAUCUCUACCCGACAAUGUAUUUGGACCAGCCUUUCAGCUUUGUACAACAUCAUCCUGAAGCCAAGAAAGCCCGUCCUUUCACUUUGUGAUCUUAAAAAGCCAAGAAGUUGGAAUUAUUUUGCCAGCACACCACCAGGAGGCAGAGUUUCCUCCUAACAUUUCUGUUGGUGCCUGUAAAAGAGAAUGCACAAUGUGUUGAUUUUACACAGUCUGAGAUUAAGCUUCAGGCCUACCGUCUAGGGCUGAAGAGAGAUUCAGUUCUGUAUUAGGAUACCAUUGAUUCAUUGGGAAGAGAGCAUUGCUAAGGAUUAGGUAUAUUAAGAUACAACAUCAUGGCUCAUCUUAAAAUAUUUUAAAGGGGGGGAAAUAUAGGGUAUUUCUAUAAGAUGGUGGGGAAUGGGGAAUGAGCAAAGUAUGGCCCAUCAGAUGUUUUUGAAAUGCAAUUUCCAGUCAUCACUAUUCACUGUGCUUUCUAGGGUUUAUUGGUGUUGUAGUCUGGCAGCAUCUGCAGGGCCACAAUUAGCCCACCUGUCAUAGGCUUUAAAAAGUAGCCUUUGAUUUUUAAUAUUUGGUCUGGAACCAUCUUCCUUGAGCUCAUCCUUGAGUUCACCCUCCUCUUCUCCUCCAUCUGUGCAUAAUGCAAGAUUUUUUUUCUCUGUAGCAGCACUGGUAACAAUCAAAUCAAUACUAAUUUAAUUACCUAGCAAGAGAAAGAAGACAGUGUAGUAACAACAACAUGCUCUACCUCAACCAAGGAUUAAUUAAUAUCCCACAACUGCAAGUAAUCAUUUUGAAUGUCUAAUAGUUGAAUCUUCUCUUCUAAGACUGUUGUUGCUGUUGUGUGUGCCUUAAGUCAUUUCCAGUUUAUAGUGAGCCUAAGGCAAAUCUAUCCUGGGGUUUUCUGGAGCUGAGAUUAUGUGACUCAUCCAAUAAUAAUAAUAAUAAUAAUAAUAAUAAUAAUAAUAAUAAUAAUAAUAAUAACUUUAUUUAUACCCCGCCACCAUCUCCCCAAUGGGGACUCGGGGCGGCUUACAUGGGGCCAUGCCCGGGAAAAAUACAAUAUAACAAAAUAUAAAAACAACAUAUCAUAGGUCAGCCAAGUGGGAAUCAAACCCUGGUCUCCAGAGUUGUAUUCCAACACUCAAACCACUAUGCCAUGUUGGCUGAUAUAGGAGCAAUCAUAAGAUUUAAAAUGCUAGCUAGCUGUGAAAAUCUAUGUCAAGGACAUGCCCAGACAUAUUAAUUUGACAUCUGUAAGGAAACUAUAUGAGCAAGCUCAGAGUUUAGAAAAGUUACUGUUUUGAACUCUGGCCAUACUGGCUAGGGGAUUCUGGGAGCUCUGAUCCAAAACAGUAACUUUUCUAAAUUCAGAGCAAACCUGUAUCUGUAUUCAGCUUUCUAAAGCUAUCAUUUUGAAUGUAAUGUAUAUUCUUUUGCAUAAAAUCAAGGAUCCAUCCAGUCCUGCAUUCUAUUUGGAGUAGUUCUAAAUGAUGAAUGGAAUGCUCAGUAUCAUUUGUAAUAAUUUGUAAUCAUUUUUUAAAUCGUUACUCACCUUCAGUCCCUUUACUGGUGGAGACAGGUUGUAGUAAUAAAAAGGAUGAGGGGCUACAACUUCCUGACGUACAGAACUGAAUGAUCUGUGUGUAGUGUAGGCAUUCAUGACAGUCCUCAGAACCACAACUUCAAUGAGCAUCAAAAAUACAGACUACCAUAUUGAUCCAUGUUGACAAUCAUUUCUAGGACUUUUCUCUUUCUACCUGGAGUAAGUCCUUUGUAAAGCUCAUAGAUCAAUCUUACCUGUUCAGAAUCAAGUACCUCAAAAAACUUCUUGAUUGGAACCCCAUAUUGUUUCUGGAAAAAUCAAUUCCUGCUCACUGUACAAUGUGGCAGAACAGGGAAGUUUGAGAGAUGUGCCAGACGAUAUCAUCCCAGCUAUACAAAUUAUUUAAAAGUUAUGGUCCUUGAUCCAUCAAGGCCUGGUUCCAUUAUACUGGCUAUGCAUAACACAUUUUAGUUUACAUAUUUCCUUGAUCCUUCUCAGAAGAAAUUAUCUGUCUACCACCAAGGGUUACUGGCAAUGGUUAAGGCCUGGCCAACCUGUGGCACUCCAGAUGGUUAGGCUUCAGCUCCCACAAUUCCUACCAGCUGGUAAAAUGGCUGGGAGUUCUAGGAGUUGGAGGCCCAAACACCUGGAGUUGGCCAGGAUUGCAUUGGGCCCUAUUUUUUUUUAAUUUAGUGGUUCUAACCUUUGUUCCUCCAGAUGUUUUUGACUUCAACUCUUAUAGAUCUCAACUUGACUGACAGUCAGAAAUUUUGGAAGUUGAAUAUAGUACCACUGAGUCCAAUUCAGAAAGAGGGUUGACAUAGGGAUACUCAGAUAUUCCUAUAGUGGAGUCAGAAUCACACAGUCCUCCAGUCGUUUUGAUUAUAGUUCAAUAAACCAGACAGCAUAGCCAAUGGUGAAGAACACAGAGUUGCAUCAAAUAUCUGGAGGACCAGUAUCCUGGCCCUAUAGAAGAUCUAUUUUCAUGCAUCAGAUUAUCCUCCUUCUAUUUCUGUAAUCUCAACAUCUGUCAGUAGGAGCAAUGUCAUUACAUUAUUGAGCUUCAGACUAUGGAAUGUCCUUGCUCCAGGAUUGUUCUGCCUUUGCUUUCAAUUCGAAAUGACUAUUCGAAAUGACUACAGCACCCUACUCUCUCUGACUGAUACAUUUUCCAGUAAUUUGGGUUUUUAAAGUUUAAGUUUUCUCAAGGAAUCACAUCAUGUCUGAUUUUGGAACAUAGGUACAGGGAUGCAAGACUGCUAAGGAAUAACAGUUGCUAUGGGCUAUAUUUCAGAGGCAGGAACUGGCAAACCUCUGAUUUUUCUUUGUCUAAGUUAAAUCCUAUGAAAUUCAUGGGGUUGACAGGUAGCUUUGAAGACACAUAUACACAUCACAAUGUAUUGUAUGCCACUUUAUAUCCUUAAUUUUUGUUCAAAUAUUUUGUAUUCUUAAAUCACAUUUUGAAUAAAAGGUAUCAUUUUUAAA